GUCCACUAUAACUCAACUGCUGACGCGUAUCCACGACUCAUCAGCCAAACAGAAGAUGCGACGGACACGUCAGCCUGGGCGGGAAACGGAAAUUCAGCCUGACACGUGGCACCAGCCGGCUCAUCGCCCGCACUCAACUCCCAAGCCGAGCAUCCGCGAUCAUUGCCAAGCUGACACGUGGCAGCCAGACUCCGCCACGACGGCGGCGACGGCCGGAGAUCGAGCCCCCGCCGCAACAUCAUCAUUAUCAUCAUUCUCUCGAGGGCGUGCCAAGUUAACGUUCCGGUCAGCGGUGUUGACGUCAGCGGUGUCCAGGUCAUCAGCGGCUGUCCUCAGUCCCGCUCCCGACGGUACGGCUAUGGUCGCAAUCGAAAGUUGGGAUGGCUGCAUCAUGCUGACACCGGGUUCUCCGACUGUGGACGAACGACGAGGGCAGGCUGCCGACACCACCACCGCCACUCCUGGAAGGAUUCCCGCUCCCUAUCCUGCCUGCGCCCCGCAUCCCUAUCCCGAUCCCGAUGCCCAUAAUGACCUAGUACCACCGACGAUUGGUCAUCAUCAGCAUCCUCUUCGCGGGGCAUUGCAGCAGCAUCGUCAUCAUACUCAUCCUCCUCCUCCUCAUCAUCAUCAUCAUCAGCAGCAGCAGCAGCAGCGGCAGCUGCUCCCGCCUUCAGGAGAAAGCCCACAGCAGUUUCUUGCUGCUCCCACGCGCUUCGCUGCAGCAGAUCAGAUAAGACCGACGCGACAGGCCAGGACGGAUAAUACCAAAUUAGAUACGGAUAAGGCACAUUAUCCGGAUAUUAAUACUAAUAAUACGGAUAAUCUGCCUUAUCCACCGGCCAGAAACGGUGAUUUUAAUUAUAAUCUGCCGCAUUCAUUGUUGGACAAGGACAAGAAUGAUGCGUUGCUGCCACGUCAUCGUCAUUAUCAUCAAUCUCGUAAUACUAAAUCGCUAAAUACGGAUAAUAAUCUUCUGCCUUAUCCCAUCGACAAUAGUUCAUUAAAUAAGGAUAAGGACAAUCUGCCUUAUCCGUUGUGGUCUGAUGACGACAACAACGACAACAACAACAAGGAGGAUGUGCGACCGCGACGUAGUCAUCAAGAAAACUCUCACGAUCCAGAUGAAGACCAGGAAGAUCUUCAUCGUCGUCCCGAUCCCGAUGCGAGCGCUCGGCGUCGCGACGAGAGGGACCGUACCAGCUCCUCCUUUUCCUUCGCCACACAAGACGACCUCGCCCACACUUCUUAUUACCCUUCUCCUACAUUUCCUAAAAUGGAUAUCAAUGCCACAUCAGCAGCAGCAGUGGCAGUGGCAACGUGUAGGACGCGUACAGCGGCAGCGGCGUCCACUGCCAGCGAUACCGGUGCAUCGGGAUCUCCUGGGACGUCGGGACCUGACGGCGGAGGUGUUGACGUCAUCAAGAGGAAAACCGUGGCCAGGCGAAGAGGAAAACGGCGCAGCAGAAGGUUCUCCCGUGAGUCGUCGCGACCGGAAGAGCUAGCGGCGGCAGCCAUAGCCGACCUCAAGUAUGCGAGCUCGCCGACCUACGAUUCCGACCUCGGUCCCGACCGCGCACAGGAAGACGCCGUUCGAGACGGUGAGUGCUCAAGGGUUGCAGCAGGUGCGCAAGAGAGGGCCGGAGUCAGGACCGGAGUCGGGAUCGAGGUCGCGAUCGUCUGUGGGGAGGAGGAGGGAGAGGGGUGGGUAGAGGAGGAGGGGGAAGGAAGCGCUGAUUACAGAACAACAACCAUCACGACGCGCAGGGUGUACACGAUGGCAUGUCAGCAGUCAGGUCCGCCGGCCGGUGAGUGCCACGUGUCAGAUGCAGGUCAGACUCUGCAGACGCAGAUGAUCACGCCCUCCACGUGCCCCUCCUCCCAUCAUCAUCAUCACCAUCAUCAUCAUCAUCAUCAUCAUCAUCAUGAGCAGAAGCUGAUAUGGCAUAAUCAGGAGGAGAAGGAUAUGGUGGUAGAGGCCUCAGCAGCAGCAGGCGCAGCAGAGGUAGCCCAAGGACCUCAGGACCUCUGGGUUGUGGGUGCCACUGGGAGAGAUUUAUCGAAUCGGAAUUCUUUUUACAAUGCAUUUAAUAUUGACACCACAGCGAGUGCAGUCGAAAAACAUGCCACGUCAGCAGAGAACGGAGGAGGAGGAGGAGCAGGAGCAGGAGGAAGAGGAGGAUGUAAUGGGGUUGGUGGUGGUCCCCCUCGUCCUCUCCCUCUCGCUGCUCCUGCCGCUGCUGCUGCUGCUGCCACGUCAACCCAGCGAGUGGAUAUCGUAAUCCAGAACAGGGAUCGGGACUCGAAUCGGGAUCGCAUGGACUACAGGCAGGGGGGGAAUCAAGACGGAGGGCCACAGAUUUCUAUGACGAUGAUCAGCGAUCCUUCACGUGUAGUCAGAUCGGGAGCGGGAUUGCCGGCUGACCGAGAUCCCGCACGUGUAAUUGUUGCUUCUCCUGCUGUUGCUGGUCCAAGACACCCCAAUCCCGAUCCCGAUCCCGAUCCCGACCCCGAUCUCGAGAGCGGCUGCGAAACGAUGAUUGUGAAGGAUAGCGGCGAGCUUGAUCGAGGGCGUCAUGGAAAGCUGACUUCAACCGCCGGCGGCGGGAUCGGGAUCGGGAUCGGGAUCGGCAAGGGGAUCUCUGAUGGAGGUGGGGGCGGCGGCGGAGGCGGCGGCAGCAGGAGCAGGUACUUCUGGUGGAAUUACGGGCGGCAGAUCAUCUUUCUCCUCUUUUACGUUGUCGUCAACCUCGUGCUGGCCACCACGACCUGGUUCCAUUGGAUGGCUAGGGACGAGUACAAGGUGUUCAGCCACGGCAUCUGUGUGUCGAAGGCGGCGGCAGAGCUGCUCAAGUUCAAUCUGGCGCUGGUGCUGAUCAUGAUGUCCAGGAUCACUAUGGGAAAGUUGUCGUCAACAAAAUUAGCGUACAUCAUACCGUUCGAGUCUCUCCUGCCUUUUCACAGGGUCGUGGGCUCCGUGAUCGGUGUGGCCACAUGCGUUCAUUCUUUCACUCACCUCGUGUGGAAUUUUGUACUCGCUAUGCGAACGGCUCAUUCCAACUGGAAAUAUGUAGAUGGAGUAUUUCCAUCGGGAGUGCCUCCACAUUACUGUUCGUUUUUCGGCUUGGCGGUCGGAUGGACGGGAUGCGUCAUCUUCCUCGCCAUGAUCAUCGGAAUCCUCCUGGCCGUCGAAACGUCAAGACACGCGCUUUCUGUGGUCAUGAUGGGAAUGCAAGGGAUCAAAAGUUAUGCCACAUUUUACUACAGUCAUAAAGUUAUGAUUUUGCUCGUAUACCCCAUAGUCAUAUUUCAUGGAUCGAGAGCUCCACUCGGCAAAUUUCCCACCACAACUACUUGGAAGUAUCUAGUCGGGCCUUCAGCGCUGUAUCUCGCCGAAAGCCUCGUGGUGUGGAUUGGAAUUCCCCAGAGAAAAGUCAAGAUCGAAAAGGCAACAGUCUAUCCAGACAAGACAAUGGCGUUGCAGAUGCCCAGACAGGACACUUUCCGAUUCCAGAGUGGAAUGUACUUAUUUUUAAAAUCGCCAGACAUCUCAAAGGUUGAAUGGCACCCAUUUACGAUUUCUUCUUCCCCAUGUGAAAACAAUAUGUCCCUCCAUAUCAAGGCGGUUGGGGACUGGACAAAUGCUCUGCAGAGCCUGGUCGUCGAGGAGAGUUCGGGAGACGGCAAGUCGAGGACGAGAAUGAGAAAAUGGGGAAAGGUCAAAAACUUCCAGUUGAUUUGGUCGCUACGGGAGCAAAAAGCCUUUCAAUGGUUUAAGGACUCUAUGGGCGAGCUUCUCCGCCGAGAUCGAAUGGGAGUGAUUGAUCUGAGGUGUCAUCUCACAUCUCCUCCGUCCGUUCAGACUGACCCUGCGGCCGCUCUCGUGCGGACGGCUCAGAUGCUGAAGCACGGACUGUCAUCGUACGACAUCAUUUCAGGAAUGAACAUGAAGGUAUGGGAAUAGACUGCAGAAGUCCUACAAAAGCCCCAAUUCCCGCACAAUCCCUAACAAAACCUUCCAAGGUUC
Messenger RNA from Chara braunii, 4024 nucleotides. The record is from the annotation of a GenBank genome assembly. Lineage: Eukaryota; Viridiplantae; Streptophyta; Charophyceae; Charales; Characeae.